AUGCAUGUUGCUGUGAAAAUGGAGGGCUGCGAAGUUGGCGAUUUAGGCAUAUAUGAAGCGGGAUCUGCACGGGUACGGGUAACCCGCGCGGGUCACGGGUACGGGUACUACUGGGGUACGGCACCUCCUGCAUCAGUAAUAGCGGACGCCAUACUUCCCGCGUGCACGCUACAACCAGCACCACCACCAACACCAGCACCUAACGCGCCUUCCCAAGUCCACCAACUCCACGUUCACAGCGCGCGCGCCCGAAACGCGUCAACAAGUGUUGACGCGAUGCAAACACACGCGGACGACACGCGAAGACGAAAGGACAAGAGAAUCGAGGAAGGGAGAAGGGAUGGUAUAGAGAUGAAGGAGGAAAGAGGAACUCGACGAGACGAGACUUUGGGCACGCUGAAAGUGAGUACUCACAUUGAAGACUCUACCCCCAGCAACAACAACGACGUCAUACGCGUCACAUCGCCAGCGCCUAUCUUUGUGCGCCCAGCACUCGCACCACCACCAGCUUUCACGCCAACGCCACCAUCCACAACGCCAACGCCACCAUCCUCGACCGUGCCUCCACUCCUCCUUCUUGUGCCAUCCACAUAUGUUCGAGUCACAUCAGCAUUCGCUGACGUGUGCUGGACAUAUGUGCUAAGCACUGGUGGUGAUACCUAUGGUACCCGCGGGUAA
Messenger RNA from Suillus plorans, 678 nucleotides. RefSeq lists its product as uncharacterized. NCBI's taxonomy places the organism in Eukaryota, Fungi, Basidiomycota, Agaricomycetes, Boletales, Suillaceae. The record is from RefSeq and is a predicted model, not a curated record. Bases 1 to 678 code for a protein of 225 amino acids. The transcript is spliced from 3 exons.